ACCAUUUAGUCACCAGGUUUUGGUGACAUUGGCAGUAGAACAGCUCAUCCAACAUGAUGGCUGUCUUGGCUUCUUCAGGGGUGUGGUUUCUUGUUAUGCUGACUGGUACAAGCAAUGGCUACUCCACAAUGAAAGCUUUGGAUCCAUAUAGUGGUUAUGAUGUGGACUUCUCUGGUUCUGCUGGAGGAGUACCUCCUAGUGGACUUACAGAAGCAAGCCCUGGUUCUUCAUCUACAUAUCCAGUUAACCAACCUGCUCCAUAUGAACAACCUGAAUACAUUCAACCCAAUGCUCAGAUGAGACAAGCACCUGAUCAUCAUAACUAUAUGCAUACUGCACCUGUGUACUCGCAAUAUGAUGGUGGAUCAACACAGCUGAAACCUCAAGUUCCCCCAUUCCAAGAUAACUGGGCGGUACAACCACCAAGUCCUUUCCUUCAUAGAGCUCCAUUUCCUGAUGACCCAAGGUUUGCUUCCAAUCCUGAACCACCUGGUCCUCAUAUGAGCCCACCAGGCUCGUUUUAUCCUGUGCUUCAACCAGGGGACUUAACUUAUGAGGAGAGAACAUACGAACAUGGAGACCACGAUUCUGAAUCUGAAGAGAAAAUCCCUCCCCAGUACCUCCCAAUGGCUGUCCCAGCACUGAACACACUUCCUAUCGGAAGCCCUCUGGCAUUGCAUGCACUUUUGAAUAGAUUUCGGCUAGGUUAUCCUUUUGUGGAUUACAAUUUGGUGAGCAGGCGGCGGCGCCCAGGCAAAUACACCCUUUCCACUGAUAAUUUUGAGCAUGGGCAGAACCUGCGGCAUGAUUUUCUAGGUACACUUGAUGGCACCAGUACAUACUCGGACCCCUUUCGUGACCCCAGGAGCUCCAAGUAUUUCAGACGACCUGUACGACACAGAGUUGGAAGGACUGGCUAUGGUAUUGAUGGGGCAAUGGCUUUACCUGGUCCUACAGUGGAGCUGGUCUGAAAGUGUUAGGCUUGUGACCUAUGUGACAAGGUCAAGUAAACUUGACUAUAUCUGAACUUAUUGCUAUCUACAACUUUUUCUUGCCCCCACCCCCUUUUAUUUACAGUGCUACUUCAGAUUGUCUGACUGCUUUAAGUCUUUUCAAUAAAACUCAUUAAACAUU
Austrofundulus limnaeus is the source of this 1134-nucleotide messenger RNA. Its product is annotated as trithorax group protein osa. The transcript is spliced from 4 exons. The record is from RefSeq and is a predicted model, not a curated record. Lineage: Eukaryota; Metazoa; Chordata; Actinopteri; Cyprinodontiformes; Rivulidae. The coding region runs from base 54 to 971 and encodes 305 amino acids.